Molecule: messenger RNA, 1169 nt
Organism: Penicillium brasilianum
Lineage: Eukaryota; Fungi; Ascomycota; Eurotiomycetes; Eurotiales; Aspergillaceae
Source: the annotation of a GenBank genome assembly
CACGAAUUAUAAGCUUCAUAAUGGUAAUCAAUGUAGCCAAAGCCGCUGCGAGAUUUCGGUUACCAAGCGAAACUUCUCGCCACGCAGCAACGAUCUUGGGUUUUCCCUCCAUCUCCUCCAUUGCCGCGGCAUAUUAUGACAGUGCAUGCCUCGACAUCGCUAGUCUAGCCUCCGCUAUAUCCGUGUUUGAGCCCGUCAGGCUAUUCGCAAGACCGGAAGAUAUCUCGAAAGCGCAAGCUCUCGUGGAACAGACUAACACCAAAUACCCCCACAACACGUCCAACAUAUCUAUCAUUCCGUUCCUGACCAAUCACCUCUGGGUUCGGGAUACUGGCCCAGUCUACGUUGAACUGCUUGAAAAAAGCCAGGAGAAGGGCCGUUUUGCGAUCAAUUUUCGCUUUAGCGAGUGGGGACGCAAAGACGCGAUCGGGGAUGACGACCGCGCCUGCGAUGGGCUCGAAUGGCCAGUCAUGCAACCUGCGCAGCUCGAAGAAAAUGCAACUUUUGCGAGGCGAGUCAUUGAGUUUGAUCAAUCACCUUCUCCAGUCACACUUGUUGAAUCCAAGGUCUGCCUAGAAGGGGGCGCGUUGGUCGCAGAUGGAGACGGGACGUUGUUGGCCACGGAGAGCAGCAUUCUCAACGACAAUCGAAACACUGGACUGUCACGUUCUGAAAUUGAAGAAGAAAUCUUUCGUUUACUAGGCGUUGAGAAGAUUGUCUGGUUUCCCGGCCGCAGAGGCCUUGACGUGACAGAUGUCCACGCUGAUGCCGAGGUCACUUUCAUUCGACCGGGUGUUGUGGUGCUUUCCUGCCCACACCCUAGUGCCCCGAGAGCAUGGAUUGAGGUCUUUGAGGAGAUUCUAACUAAACUACGGGAUACGACAGACGCAAAAGGACGGUCUUUUGAGGUUCACGUUGUCCAUGAGCCUGAUCCCAAGGUGUUUGGUAACUUGACAUAUGACGAACCAGCGACAAACUACGUCAAUUGUUAUUUUGUCAACGGGGGUCUGAUUCUUCCUCAAUUUGGAGACCUUCAACGGGAUCAGGAGGCAUUGACUCUCUUUCGGGCCUUGUGUCCAGAUCGAGUCGUGCAACCGGUGCAAGUAACUGGGCUGCCGCUAGCAGGGGGGGUCAUUCACUGCGCAACACAGCCAGUCCUUGCAAGUUGA